AGAGAAAGAGAAGAAGCAAACUAAAGGAAGAGGAUAAGAGAGAGAAAGAAACAGAGAGUUUUUUUUUUUUUUGUUGCCAUUUCUUGUUGUGGGGUAUAUGAAAAGAAAGCUUUGAAAUUUUUUUUGGUUUCUGAAUCGUUUCAUCAAUGGUGUCGGACCAGGAUCUAGCGAAAGGAGUCGAGACUUUGCUAAGGCAAUCAGACCCAAACUCUCUCACAUCGUUAAGCAGUGUUGUUCAGCAGCUUGAAGCUAAGUUAGGGUUAGACCUUACGGAGAAGACGACUUUUAUCAGAGAUCAGAUCAAUAUCCUCCUCCGUUCUCACCACAAUAAUAACAACCCUUCAGCCGCUUCCGCAUCUGCGUCAGUCGUACAAUCUCAGCCUCCUCCGCCGCCGUCUUCACAGCAUCUUCAUCAUCAACAUCAGCAGCAUCAGAAUGUGCACUCCGGUGUUAAUGUUCCGGUGGCGAAAGGGCAUUUCACGCUUCAGCAUCCGUCUCAAUUCUCUGUUUCUCAAGCCCAGCAGUAUCCUCCACAUUUCGCUCUCCAGCCUCCUUAUCACUCUUAUGACCUAAAUUUCCGGCAGCCCUAUCCGGCUUUUAUGCAGCCGUCGCAGCAUCAGCAUCAGCAGCAGUCUCCGCGACAGCAACAAUCCUCUGUUCUGCUUUCACCAGGCGCUAAUGCUUCUCCAAAAGAAAGUGCUCCAGCUGGAACUAAAAGAAAGGGUGGUCCUGGAGGGCUAAACAAAGUCUGUAGGGUUUCUCCAGAACUUCAAGUCGUUGUUGGUGAACCUGCUCUUCCCAGAACUGAGAUUGUGAGGCAAUUGUGGGCUUAUAUAAGGAAGAACAAUCUCCAAGACCCGAGUAACAAGCGGAAGAUUAUCUGUGAUGAUGCGUUGCGUGUGGUGUUUGAGACCGACUGCACUGACAUGUUCAAAAUGAAUAAGUUGCUUGCUAAGCAUAUUCUCCCGCUUGAUCCAUCAAAGGACUCUGGUCAAGCAAAACGGGCAAAAGCUGAGGUCGAGACAAAGACUGAGACGCCAGAGCUAACACCUGUUAGUUCAGCUCCUGUUAGCUCAACUAUUACAUUAUCUGAGUCACUUUCAAAGUUCUUUGGCACUGGUGAGACAGAGAUGACUGACGAAGAGAUCAUUCGUCGUGUUUGGGAAUACAUCAAACUCAACAAUUUAGAGGACCCAGCAAAUCCAAUGGCUAUUCAGUGUGAUGAAAAGCUCCGUGAUCUUCUUGGAUGUGAAAGCAUAUCAGCUGUGGGGAUAAAUGAGAUGCUGAGGCGCCACAUGUACAAGCAGUCGUGAUACCUUCUGGUCUGACUUAAUUAAACUAGGAACUACUAGUGUGUAUCUAGGGAACCUACUUAUGACUCCUGGGUGUAGAACUCUGAUAGGGAAGAAAAGAACCUUUUCACUUUUAACUUCCUUUAAUGCUAUUUUGCAUCUUCCGUUGGGUUCUUUGUUUUAGUUGGUUGUGUAUCAACAUGGUUAGGUUUGAUAUUGUAUGUAAUAUUUUACAGUAUUUAGGAAAUCUGUGAUUUUCUAUUACUGAAACUCUAGUGUAAGGGCAAAUGGCGCAGAUGUUUUGUAUUUAACGCCAUUCACCCAUGAAUGUCUUAGGAAAAAAAAAAAAAAACUCAAUGUGUUUAACUAUGUUUUCCCAGUUGGAAAUAUUUGCAUC
Messenger RNA from Camelina sativa (false flax), 1689 nucleotides. RefSeq lists its product as uncharacterized. NCBI's taxonomy places the organism in Eukaryota, Viridiplantae, Streptophyta, Magnoliopsida, Brassicales, Brassicaceae. The record is from RefSeq and is a predicted model, not a curated record.